GCUGGGGGUGUAGCUGCGCCACGGCUGGUGCGUGCGCGGGGCGUCUCGCGCAGAACCGAGUGGCCCCCGACCCGAUUGCGUUUGUCACGAUUCGGCUUCCCGUGCGCCCUGUUUGAGAAAAUUGCCGGAGUCAAAUUGGGCCUAGGGUAUUGUUUCAGUAAAGGAAAAAUAACCCUCUGUUAAAACUGCUGACUGAAAGGAAAAGGAAAAGGGAAUUAUUUUUUUGGGGGGGGGAGGGGCGGCGAGGAGGGCAUGAAGGGGUAGUGGGGUGGCAACUUUUAUUAGUAUUUGCGGAGGGAUUUUCCAGGUGCGACAGGCUGACCAAAAAAAAGAAUACGUAGUAAAGAAACAGGCAGUAGUAUUUAUUACUCCUUUUUUUUGUUGUUGUUUUUAUGGAUUUUUUACUUAUGUGACUGAAUUUCACAAACCAUUAAACUUGGCUUUUUAUUUUCUCCCAUAUAAUGAUAGUGCUAGUCAAAGAAUAAAAAAUAAGGGAAUUAUACAAGAAUUAUUUUUCAAAAGUUAUAUAACUUUAGAUGUGGAAGCUUUCCAUGUGUUCAACUCUUAUUUCGUUGGAAAUUCUUUCCUACUAUGUAUAGAGAUGGGAUUUUAGAAAAGUGAGAAUAAGAAGAAAAUCUGGAGUUAAAAUUUGUUUUUUUGUUUUUUUUUUUUCACAAGGUUGGAAUAAACUGGACACUUUUUGUGAGGAAAAAUGGCCACUGCUCAGAUGCAGAGAAAUUAUAUGAGUGCAGUGAUGUUUCCCAAUAAGAUUUCAACUGAGCAACAGUCUUUGGUGUUGGUGAAGAGGCUUCUAGCUGUUUCUGUAUCCUGCAUAACAUACUUAAGAGGAAUAUUUCCAGAAUGUGCUUAUGGAACAAGAUAUUUAGAUGAUCUUUGUGUCAAAAUUCUGAGAGAAGAUAAAAACUGUCCAGGAUCCUCCCAGUUAGUGAGAUGGAUGCUAGGAUGCUAUGAUGCUUUGCAGAAAAAAUAUCUAAGAAUGGUUGUUCUGGCAGUGUACAGCAAUCCAGAAGACCCUCAGACAAUUUCAGAAUGUUAUCAAUUUAAAUUCAAGUAUACCAGCAAUGGACCAGUCAUGGAUCUCACAAGUAAAAGCAAAGGCAGUAGUUCCAACUUCUCAUCUUCUGACACAAAGAAAGCAAGUAUUCUCUUAAUUCGCAAGAUUUAUGUUCUGAUGCAGAACAUGGGACCUUUACCUAAUGAUGUCUGUUUGACAAUGAAACUUUUUUACUAUGAUGAAGUUACACCACCAGAUUACCAGCCUCCUGGUUUCAAGGAAGGUGACAGUGAAGGAGUAUUAUUUGAGGGGGAACCCAUGUACCUAAAUGUUGGGGAAGUUCCAACACCUUUUCAUUCCCUGAAAGUGAAAGUGACAACUGAGAAAGAUCGAAUGGAGAACAUUGAUAAAGCAAUAUUAACACAGAAACAGUUAAAAACACCACUGCAUGAAAUCCUGAUGGAUAAAGAUGAUCUGGAAGAAGAAUUGAUGAAUGAAGAUUUUUUCGGUAGUGAUAAAAUGACAGAGCAGGGAAAAAAUGAAUCUUCAGAAGUUGGAGAAAUAAAUUUAGCUUGUGAAGAAGAUGAAAUUAUGAGGUCUGAAGAAAGCCCAAACUCAUUAUCUCAUUAUCAGGUUGAGCAGUUAAUCAAUAAGACUUCAGAACUUGAUGUGUCUGAAAGUAGAACAAGAAGUGGAAAGGUUUUUCAGAGUAACCUGGCUUAUGGAAAUCAGUCAACGAAGACUUGUAAAGAAACUAAGAAGAGGACUCGAUCUGGAUCUGGGAGAAAGGUCCCUCAACAAGGUGAAUUUUCCUGUAGUCAAGAGUCAGUGCCAAAAAGAAGAAAAUUUAGUGAACCAAAGGAUUACGUAUAGAGAUCACUUCCCCUUUUGCUUGUUUAUAAAGAUCUCAACACUGCUAUCUAAACUAAAUAUGAGUGUAGUAAUAUUACAUUUUAACAUGUAUCUUCUCUUACCCUUAAUGUCCAAUGAAUUUGAAACUUCAUGUAUAUAACCUUAAAUGUUUGCACACAUUUCAGAAUUGACUAUAGCUUAAAAUAUUAUGAAGAAAGAACCAAAUUUUGAUCUACUCUGAAAAAAAUGCUGAGGAAAUUUGUGGAACAAAAGCAAGUAAUAAAACUGUCAGAUGACUGGCUAAGUCAUUUUCCAAUUAGCAAUGAACUAUCUCUGUUAGGUAGACUAUUCAUUUAAAAAUAUACUCAUUAAUUUUGAAUUUGCUUUAAUAUUACCAUUCUUUGAAAUAAUAUAUUUUGAGAUAUUAACAUUUGAGGGAUCCACAAUUAUACGUGCUUGAACUUUGCCAAUAUAAAUUGUGACUGUCAUUGUUUUACUAUUAAAACAAUGCUCUUCUGUACUUUUAAUAGUAUAUUAAAAUGAUGAUUUCGAAUUUAUUGCAAAUAUUGGUACUUAAAUUUUUUUUAUAAAUGUAAUACAGCAACAGAUUUUCUGUAUGACAUUUUAAAUAUGUCUUUACUGAUAUUUUCUUUUUCUCCUAUACUCCUCUCCUCAUAGAAAGUCAUCCCUUGCUGACAAACAGUAUUUUUUGAGAAGAAAAGUCAGCACAAUUGAUCAAUACAUUGAAAAAAUCUGAAAACUUGUAUGUAAGACCUACUUCUACAAAGGGGGGAUAGGCUGGAGGGGCUUUCUCAUAACUCUUCAUUUGAGCUUUGAUUUUUUAAUUUAUUUUUGAAUUUCAGGUGUGAUGUUCUUUCCAUUUAUAUUGUUUGAGCCACUGUAUGUGGCUCUGCUUACUUCACUCUGUAUCAGUUCAUCUAGAGCUUUCCUGGCUUAUGUGUCAUCAUCACAUGCAUUUCUUUACAGGGCUUUAAUAUUUCAUCAUAUCCACAGAUCACAAUUUGUUCAGUCAUUCUCCAGUUGCUGGGCAUCUUCUUUGUUUCCCACUUUCAACUUUCACAAAAAGUGCUAAUAUAAAUAUUUUGAAGGCUGUGGGGACUGUCUUUCUUAUAAGCCCAGUCAUGGAGUCUCUAGUUCAGUGUAUGGGCAUUUUAGUCACUUUAUUUGCAGAAUUUCCAAAAUGGUGGUACCAUUUCAUAGCACCACUCACAAAUAGUGUGCAUCUCCUCCUACAAUCCCCUCAAUGUUGCCAUUUUUGCUAAUUUUCAGGUAUGAGAUGAAACCUCAGGGUUGCUUUGAAUUUGGGUUUCUCUGGAGCUUUGUAUGGAAUUUUCAACAACGUAAAUAAAACAUUUCCUGUU
Messenger RNA from Sarcophilus harrisii (Tasmanian devil), 3249 nucleotides. RefSeq names its product HORMA domain containing 1 (gene HORMAD1). Bases 713 to 1888 code for a protein of 391 amino acids. NCBI's taxonomy places the organism in Eukaryota, Metazoa, Chordata, Mammalia, Dasyuromorphia, Dasyuridae. The record is from RefSeq and is a predicted model, not a curated record. The transcript is spliced from 15 exons.